GGCUAUUAAUUUCAUUGGUCUGCUACGAAGGGUGUGUAAAUUGUAUGGAAUUUGUCUACGGGUGUACCGGAACACAGCUGAUUUUGGGCAUUUAGCCCAAUUGCUUGGGUAUUGUUGGAUAACAGUAUCUUUUUAUUAAUCCUAGUGGUAUUAUCAAAGAAGAGAUUCCCAUCAUGUUAGGACCAGAAGUGGAACAGCUGCAUCUUGAGGAUGCUUUGGAAGAUAGCCCUCAGACUCGUCAUCUUUUAACAGUAUUUGAGAAGGACUCAAUACUGUUAAAAAAGUUUACGAAUAAUAUGCACAAUUGUUGUCAGCGGAUAAUGACUGCCCAGAAUGAAUUAUGUGCAGCUACACAGUCUUUGGCUCAGCAUCUGCGUUCCUACGAAGUGCAGGAAACAAGUCCUGCUUUCUACCAAGUGGGACCGUAUGUAUUUCUUCACUCAGGGUGGGAACCUCAUGAGCCAGACGAAGGAGGAGUUUGCUGGCAGUUUGGUGAUGGACCUGAACGAGGAGGGAGUGGUUGUGGAGUCUUGCGUGGCUGACGACAGGAGGCACACCUUCCAGCUGAUUUCUCCUCACAAUAAAAAGACUGUUAUUCUGCAAGCUGAAAACUAUAGAGAAAGAGAUGAGUGGAUUGCGACGUUAAACAACGUUGUUCGGGAUGGAGGAUAUGUCCGUGGCAAACCAGCAUCUGUCAAGAAAAAGGACCCGCCCCAGCAGAUGAGCCACAGCCAGUCGUCGGACAGCGCUGCCUCAGGGGGGCCUCUGCCUAGCCCCAUAGCCUCCAGCCAAGCCAGUCUGUCCAGCCUGUCGUCCUCAGGGGCUACCGACACCUUAGUGCUGGACACCCCUAUCCAGUUUGAUUUGGUUUCUCCCAGUGAAGAAAGCAGGGCAGUCACAUCUCCUCAGUCAGGCCCACCAAAGAGACUCAAUCCAUUUGACCAGUCGUCAGCCAUCGUCCUCAACCCAGCUUUUGACAAUGCGGCCUUUUCUGAGACGUUUACGACAAGAUUCUUGGGCUCCAUGGAAGUUAAGGGGGACAGAGGAGAGCAGCUCGUCCACUCCACCAUCCGUCAAAUCAUGGCUGCCCGAGCCAUCCAUAACAUCUUCAAGAUGACCGAGUCACUCAUGAUUGUGUCCAGCGAGGGAAUGAGGCUGAUUGACCCCUCCAACAAUGUGGUCAAGGUGGAGUUUGCCCUGAUGGACAUCUCCUUCUGGUCAGCCCACCCAGACAACAACAGGUUGUUUGGUUUUAUCACUCGUAGCCGUCCGGCAGCAUCCAGUCCCGCUGUGCCUGACGACAAGGACAAGGGUUCUAAUUCAGUACCCACCUUUGCCUGCCAUGUUUUUGAGAGCAACUCGACAGCUGAAGAUAUCUGCCAAGCCAUCAGCACAGCCACGAAGAUUGCCUUCCAAGCGUUAAUGGAGAAGCGAAAGGGGGGCACGACAGGAGCAACAACUCCUAAGCCAAAGCCACAGACUGAUGAAAAGUCCAUCCUGCUCCAGAACAUCCAGAGUCUCUCGGACGAGGCCGACAAUUCGAUCACCCUGAGGGAGGACAACACAGACAACAUGCAUCAGGACACCGACGACCGGCCCGCCUCAGGCCUCCCUCUCAGCCCCGACGGACGCUUCCUGAUCCUGAGCUCUGUGGACGAGCCCAACUCCCCGGCCUCGCCCAUGUCCACCAAGUCGUCCGAGCCCACCAGUCCCAUCCAGUUGGGAGAUGGGGCAGGAGAGGAUGAGGAAGAGAGUGAGUCUGAGGCGUAACUCUUUCUACUCACAGAACAUUUUAUCUGUUGUUUGCCGUUAUGAUGUCCAACAAUUUUUUAAUUUUUUUUCUAUAUCAGCGGUUAAUAAAUGUUAGCGGUCAGGAUGUCUUUGUUAAUUUUGCUGAACAAACAGAACUCAUUGCAGGUCACAUUUUGUUCAUUUCUGUGAAUACUGAAUACAUUUUACAUGUGAUUUCGGUUUACUGGAAUGAAUUUCUGAAUGUUCUGGGCUUCGAUAUUUUAUUUAAUACUUUGAAUAAAUUACUGCCUGUCCCAGAAUUUUACUAAACAGAUGAGGGAAAGAUCAUAAAGUUUAGUCAACUUUUCAGAGGGAAGCAUAAGAAACUUUGAUGCCAUUGUAAUCUUUCCUGACUGAAAACAUUAAUCUAUGGGCAUUUUUUUAUGUGAUAUUUUUCUCUUUUUGAAGGCAAUUCCAUUGUAUUUAAAGAAUCCAAGCUGUAUAUAAUGAGAUAGUCAGAAAAUUUUGUAAAAAAGUGGUAAACGAACAGAUCUAAGAGAGCCACUGACGGCCAAGGGUGAAAUUGUGGUGAUGGAUUUGUGAGAUUUCAUUGUUACGAGCCCCCCCACCCACUUUUAUGAAAGUAGAGAAUAAAAGUCUCACAGAUUUUUCUUCAGAAUGUGAAUUUACAUGAAUAUAUACACACUGCCCACUACUUUUUCUUGUCAACAUGCUGUCAGCAUGCACAGUUCGUUCUUAAUUAUUAUAAUAUUAUGUCUGUGUUCAUGGGAUGUGAUGAGACGGUAACCUCACUGAGAUGGCCUAGAAUAUGUUCUCUGCAAUUGUUGGUUUCUUUAAUUUCAAUAUUUAUCUCAUAUUGACUAGCAGGCUGAUGUUUGAGAAAUUGUGCGAACCUUUAGUGGUUGAAUUUCUGAACACAUUUUUUUGUUAUUCAACUGUUUCUGAACGAUUCUUCUUUACUACGCAAAUCCUUCGGACUCCUCAACUUGUUGUCCCCUUCUCCCUUUUUUUAAUUGAUUGACCUUAUCAGGGGAGUAGUAUUGCCUUUAAAACUGAGUGAUUGUAAUUAUUUAUUACAUUAUAUAAAACAUGUUUAAUUUUUUUUCAUAAAAUGUGUCAGUGUGCACACACACACACAUUGCAUUGUUCACAUAGUUUAUAUUAUUGUAACAUUCUGACAGCAGAUGAGUCAUUUCAUGGUAAAUAUGUGGUGUCAGAUCUUUGUUUGGCCCAAAUGGAACAUUUUGAAUAAGACGGAUAUUUAUUUUUUUUGAGCUGUGAGGUGAAGAAUAUGGUAUGUUGAGUUGUCAUUACAAGUGUGGAUAGUUAUUGGCUGGAAUUGUGUUUCAUAUUCUUUAUUGUAGCAGCGAUGGUGAUUGACAAAAGAGAUAUAUUUUAAAGUCCAGGCCAUGGCAAUGUGUGAAGACUUACUGAUAUGGUGUCCCCACUUUGUUUCUGGUAUUGGUACAGCAAUGCUAGAUCACCCUGAAAUAUUGAAAAAUCCAGCUCUUACUUUUAUAACCUAUUUUAAAUGGGAAAAAA
Messenger RNA from Aplysia californica (California sea hare), 3294 nucleotides. RefSeq names its product DCC-interacting protein 13-alpha. Gene Ontology annotation, molecular function: protein binding. NCBI's taxonomy places the organism in Eukaryota, Metazoa, Mollusca, Gastropoda, Aplysiida, Aplysiidae. Gene Ontology annotation, biological process: signaling. Gene Ontology annotation, cellular component: endosome membrane; cytoplasm. The record is from RefSeq and is a predicted model, not a curated record.